Messenger RNA from Solea solea (common sole), 2098 nucleotides. RefSeq names its product E3 ubiquitin-protein ligase CCNB1IP1. The record is from RefSeq and is a predicted model, not a curated record. NCBI's taxonomy places the organism in Eukaryota, Metazoa, Chordata, Actinopteri, Pleuronectiformes, Soleidae. The transcript has 5 exons. Gene Ontology annotation, molecular function: ubiquitin protein ligase activity. Bases 110 to 895 code for a protein of 261 amino acids. Gene Ontology annotation, cellular component: synaptonemal complex. Gene Ontology annotation, biological process: reciprocal meiotic recombination.
GCCUUUUGUACGUUCAGUAACAAUCAGCCAAUCAGAUUAGAGCAGUCAUUUAUCGUCACCUGCCGCUUCGCCUCCCUGUACACGGAAGUAACCUUAAACAGUCACAUCCAUGUCUCUGUGCGACGACACCCUCCUGUGUAAUUUCCCAAAGUGCCGGACCAAGUUGAGUGGCUUUGCGUGGGUCACAGCCUGCUCACAUGUUUUCUGUGACCAACAUGGCUCUGGUGAGUUCAGUCGCUCUCCUGUCACCUGCCCUGCCUGCUCCUCUGCACUCUCUGGGAAGCUGGACAUUGUGAGGACGGAGCUGUCGCCUUGUGAGGAGUUCAAAGCCAUGGUGCUGGCAGGUUUACGGCCGGACAUAAUUUUGGACAUUAGUGCCCGCGCUCUGGCCUUCUGGAGCUAUCAGGUCAAUCAGGAGCGUAUGUACCAAGAGUACAGUCUCUCACGGGCUGAGGCACAGCUGAAGCAGAUGGAGAAGGUGUUGAACCAGCAGAACCAGUCCAGAGAACUGGAGCUCACUGCCAUGAGAGGGGAAAUGACUUCCCUGAAGAAAGUGAUGGAGGAGUAUAAGAGGAAGUACAGCGAGGUGUCUGAGAAACUGAUGGAGAGGAACAGGCAGUACCAGAAACUACAGGGGCUGUACGACUCUCUGAGGCUGCGCAACAUGGUGGUGGGUGUUGAGGAGAGAGAUGCAAUGCCACAACCAGCACAUACUGACUUCAACGCCGGAAUGGCACGACAGGUGACUCCCCAGAGAAGCCCUCAGUUCCUGUUCCCGGGCCCUGAUGUGGACAGUCGCUUCUUCUCCUGCCUGGAGUCUGAUGGAGCUAAGGCCUUCUUCCACUUCAGCUCUCCUACCAGGGAGAAGGUCCGGCCUUUCAUGAAGAAGCACUGAGAGGUGCAGGUUUCCUUAUGACUUUAACUAAACUACCAUUGCAUUACCAUACCAAUUUUUCUUUAAUAUUAACUUAGUUGGAGGUGUUCAUGCCAGCUGCUUUAUCGUUAUUAGCUGCAAACUUGAGUAAUAAUAACAAAUGUCUGUGGACUAAAGUUGUAGUUCAGGUUUUGAUGCUGUCUUUAGGAUUUUGAUGUUGUAAGUAGAGUAAAAAUAAUUUGAAAUACAUUGUAAACAGUCUUUUGGCAGAACAUCCUCAGUCUACUAGACAGAUUAUUUCAUUACAUAGAUUACGUAACAUCUUUACCUGCUUAAAGGUAGUGUGUAAAAUUUGGCAACAUUUAUUGGUGAAGUUGCAUGUUGCAGCCAUAUAUCCCUCACCUCACCCACAAUUUCUAAUUAAAAUAAUUUGACCCAAAUUUUACACACUUGACCUUUAACUCACUGCUUUAUCUGACCAUUAGAAAACUUUUUCUGGUUAGAAAACUUAAGUUCGUAAACCACUUACUCCCAGCAACAAACUCCACUAAGGAAAUGAGCAAUUUUAAAUUGAGGCAAACACGUGUUAUUGAUCCACUGCUGCCUCCGUCAGUAAGUUCAAAUCUGUUGUCUUGUGAAGUCAGUGUAUAAAAUCCUUUGUUCAGAUUUACUGAAGUGACAAAACUUAUUAAAUGAGGCAGCAGUAGACCAGCAGCUCCUCUGUCCCCCACAGGGAAAACAUGCUGAGUUUCUCUAUGGAUUUUGGUUCACAAGCUUCAGUUUUCUGCCAAAAAAAGUUGACCUAUGUACGAGGUAAAGCAACAAACAUAUUCUUAAGAUAUCAUAGUCUUAAGCAGGCGUAGAUUUUGUUUUGUUAGCGUUUUGUUAAGUGGCUAAGAUCAUUUCUUUCUUCUGUCCCUCCAGCCAUCAGUGAGAACAAGUUUCUGGGUCCUAGGCCAGUUCAUGGAAAUAAUAUUGUAUAAAUAGUUUAUACAAAUACACUUCAAAAAAACCUGAACUAUAUAAGCAGCAAUACAACUAAGAUUUAAUCGAGGAGAAUUAAGUCUCACCCUAGCCUAAGCAAAGUUGUUGUAUGUACAUUUUUUGGUACUCAUUCAACUACAAGGGUAUUAUGUUGGUAAAUAACUGAGGUUAGUUAAGCCUUUAAUGUGAUGGCAAACAGCUAAAUUUAAAUUGAUCAAGCUUGACCUAAUGAAUGAAGAA